Messenger RNA from Trichoplax adhaerens, 1308 nucleotides. RefSeq lists its product as uncharacterized. The record is from RefSeq and is a predicted model, not a curated record. Gene Ontology annotation, biological process: protein localization to phagophore assembly site; piecemeal microautophagy of the nucleus; mitophagy. NCBI's taxonomy places the organism in Eukaryota, Metazoa, Placozoa, Uniplacotomia, Trichoplacea, Trichoplacidae. Gene Ontology annotation, cellular component: extrinsic component of membrane; Atg1/ULK1 kinase complex; cytosol. The transcript is spliced from 14 exons. Bases 1 to 1308 code for a protein of 435 amino acids.
AUGGCCUCUAUACCAGUCAGAGAUGGACCACAGAUUAAUUCCGAUCUGGAUCUAUUUCUCAAAUUCUUCGUUCAAAAGGCAACACAAGUAAUAGCACAAUCAAGAACUGGUCAAAAAUACAGAACAAAAUCCAAACCUACUCCUAGAUCGACCGAUUGGUUCACGUUAGAUUUGGAAGAUAAUCGAGUCAUUAUUGAUGAGAUACGAACGUUAUACUCCAGUAAAUCGUUUCGUGAAGACGAGCCAUUAUGCAUGGAAAUUUCACUGACAUCACCAGAGCGAACAGUUACAUUGAACAUCUUAAUUCAGGGAAACUGUAUGGUACUGGAAAUUUGGUCCUUCACCUUGAAUACUACCAAAUUCGAUCCUAAUGUCCGUGUCCGGUACACAGUUUAUAAUCGUUUUGGUAUGUUGCUAAGAUCUCUCUUUGCUGUAUCACGCGCCGUGCCGGCAUAUAAUUUAGCAAGGAAACAUGGCCAUGAGGUUGAUUUAUUAUAUUGUUUAUACUAUGGAGAACCACAACUUAGUAACUUGGGAGAAGGUUACAAAACACUACAAGUUGGAUCUGUCGGGACUCCUGGUGGCUAUUUAAUUGUGUCUUUAGCGUACAGAAGUAAAUAUAUUCUUGAUGACAGAUCAUCACAAGAUACUAUUGGGCGUCCUCAGUCUGUGCGACCGAAACUAAUUAAGAGUAUUAACGACGGUCAAGUACUGGAUGUAACUAUGACCAGCAACUUAAAAGACCGAAUAACCGAUGAAUUAGCAAGUGCUAUGGCGGAUGAUUUCAGCAGUAAAAGUUCCACAACUGCUGCUGUACCUAUUGUUAAUAAAGAUAAAAUACCAAAUACUGUCUCCGAAUCUCCAGUCUGUCACAGCCUACCUAAAACCACAGUUUUAGCAGCUUUUGUCGAAGGAAGUAGCCCUCAGAAUAUGACACCACCUCGUCGGCCUUCAAUGCCUGUCAUCUUUUCGUCACCGGAUAAAGAGGGUAUAGACGAUUCAGCGGUUACUGGAUCUUAUGAAGGUACGCUAGGAAUUGAAAGUCGGCGCGAAAGUUUUAUGGAGGAGGAUGAUUUCGUUAUGGUAGAUUUGAACCCAGCGUUUGCUACAACACCUUCGCUGGAAUCCGAUUUAGCUGCGUUUUAUCGCGCGUGUCAAUCUGCACCUAGACUUAGAAUGUUCGAUAAUGAUACAGCUCUUGACCUUACUGCACAAGGCCUCGAUACGAUUGGGCAAGAAUUAGACAACUUUAAAAAAUUAGGAGAAGAAUUUGAAAGCUCUUUGGGCCCAUACGUAAAAUUUGAAUAG